This is a messenger RNA of Effrenium voratum, 930 nucleotides long. The record is from the annotation of a GenBank genome assembly. Lineage: Eukaryota; Dinophyceae; Suessiales; Symbiodiniaceae.
AUGGAUCAGGCGCUCAAGGACGGGCCCAACUCGAUGGCGACGGUCGAGGCGAUGCAUUUCACGAUGCGGCUGUGGACCCAUCUGAUGCAGGACCUGGCCGAACCGGAAAACGAACUGCCCGACGAUCUGCGCGCCAGCCUGAUCUCGAUCGGCAUCUGGAUCCUCAAGGAGGCCGAUGCGGCCAACGAACGCGUCUUCAUCAAUGGCGCGGUGCUGCGGGCCGACCGCAAGGUCGGCAUCGAACUGCUCAACGAUGUCGACUUCCUGCUCGAAAACCACGUGCUGCAGGUCGAGCACGCCGACACGCCGCUCAAACAGCUCUAUUUCAUCAUCCAGAUCAUGCUGAUGUCGCCGUCCGAAAAGCCUGCGGCAGCAAAGCUUUACAAGGAUUCGGUCAAGGCGCUGCUGGCGACUUUCGACAGCGCCGAGGUGCUCAACGGCCUCAAGCAGAUCGAUGUGAUGAUCGCCGAGGAGCGCACCUUCGAGGCGCUCAAGGCGCUGCGCGCCCUUUUUGAGGUCGAGGAUGAAGCCAUGACCGACGUCAGCGCAGUUACAGGUGUCCAGGGAACGACCGGCACAUCGCAGACCGGCAGUGCCCAGACGGUGGACUAUGACGCCUUCCUGAAGCUGCUGACGGCGCAGAUGCAGAACCAGGACCCCACCGAGCCGAUCAGCGACACCGAAUACAUCGCCCAGCUUGCGUCCUUCUCCAAUGUGGAGCAGUCGACCAAGCUCAAUGACAAGCUUGACUACCUGAUCCAGAUGACAUCGUUCCAGCAGGCCGGCUCGCUGAUCGGGCGGACGGUGACAUCCGCCGACGGCCUGACCUCUGGCACCGUGGCCGAGGUGAAGAUCCUCAGCCAGGGCACCGUCGCCAUUCUCAGCGACGGCACCGAAGUGCCGGUGAGCGCGGGCCUGACCGUCAGCUGA